Musca domestica (house fly) is the source of this 7427-nucleotide messenger RNA. It is a transcript of the gene salr, whose product is annotated as homeotic protein spalt-major. The coding region runs from base 2111 to 6661 and encodes 1516 amino acids. The transcript has 7 exons. Gene Ontology annotation, molecular function: RNA polymerase II cis-regulatory region sequence-specific DNA binding; DNA-binding transcription factor activity, RNA polymerase II-specific; heme binding. Gene Ontology annotation, biological process: regulation of transcription by RNA polymerase II. The record is from RefSeq and is a predicted model, not a curated record. Gene Ontology annotation, cellular component: nucleus. Lineage: Eukaryota; Metazoa; Arthropoda; Insecta; Diptera; Muscidae.
UGAGCAAUGGGAGCUUAAAUGUGGUGAUGUUGUAUAUAACUUUGUUGCUGCUCUCCUUUACUUGUAUUAACAUUGCCAAUGUCUGGUUGUUUUUUGGCCUCCAACUGCCGCCGCCACCGCCUCCACUGAUUUUGCUGAGGUGCCCAAAUGUGAAUGGAUGGAUAGCUGCUGGAUUAGAGAGAUGAUGAUGUGGAACACACAAACGAACGAAGACAACUGGCUGGCUGGCUGUUUGUUGGUUGGCUGGUUGAUUGGUGGUGCGCAGCACCAAAACUUUUAUGCUCUAGUUUGAAUUUUGGCACAUAAGGUUGCGCCAGGACUUUUCUGCUACUUCUGCUGCUGCUCCUGGCUGGCUGCAGCAGUGGCUAUAUUUGAUAAAAUAAUAAUAUUUCGACAACAACAGCAAUGAAUUGCAAUAACCUCUGGCAAGUGCGAUAUAGAAUGUAUAAGAUGAACUGGGAUUCUUAUACGUUGGCAACAACAACAAGAAACUCAUGACUUGUUGUUGCUGUUGUCAUUAGGAUUCGCCUCUUGCUCCUUCAAUGGAUAUGUGUGUGUGUAAAAAGAUUUUUUUUUUGGUUUUUGGUGGAUACACUUAACAUAACUGGCAACGUUAACGUCAGCGCCAACACUGACGUUGCCGACCAGCCAGCCCCAUUUAGAGAGAGACAUUCAAAUAACAUCGACUACGACACCAAACACUAACGUUGUCGUCGUGGUGGAGAACUAUGACUACAACGAGAUGGCUACGACACCAAAAGUGUAUUAAAAUUCUCUGGUAUUGAAAAACGGCUAUAAUUGUGGGCUGCUGACAACUGGAUUUUUGCGAGUUAUUCCAAAAAAACACCAAAAAAUUGUUGUUGUAAUUUUGCAAAAUUUUUUUCUUCUUUUUUCUUCUUCUUUUGGAUUAUGAAGUUAGUGCGUAACAAUUUUGUUGUUGUUGUCGUAGUGUUGUGAUAGUCUGUCAUAAAAAAAUGAAAAAAAGUACAUAAUUCUCUUCAUCAAACUGUCACAAUAUUAAGUUCUAAAAGCCAACACCAAUACAUGGAAAAGCCAAAGGAAUACAAAAAACAUAGCUAGAAUCGCAGCAUCAACGUCAAGGGGCACUCUGCUUCUCAAAAAAAAAGGAAAAAAAAUGGAAUAAAGCACUCAAAAAACCCAGAGCCAUGGAUUUUUAUAAGGACCUCAUAAAAGUGAGAAAAUACAACGAAGAAACAUUUUAAUGCCAAUAAAGGAUACAAGUGCAUAUCCCUCAACAAAAAUAGAAAAAAAGUACAAAGGAAGAAAUUGCAAAGGAAUAUGGCAAAUAAAAACAGGAAAUUAAAAUUAAAAAAAUAAAAAAAAAAACAAAAUCUAGUGAAAAAAUUCUUAAUAAAAAAAAGUUUUUCAUAAAAUUAUAUUCAAAUCCUUCUUGGAAAAUGUCCAUACAUCAACGGAAGGAAGCAAGCCAUCCAAAAAAAUUAACAAUUUCAUUGGCAACCAAAAAAUAAAUAAAUAAUACCGCCGUCAAAAAAUAUGCUCCCAUGGAACAAAAAGGAAAUAAUCCCGCGAGCGUGAGUGAUUAGUGACCAAAAGUUCCAUGUCGUAUGUCGUUUUGUGCGAAUGUCGUGUGCGUGCCUAGUACCCUAAAUGACAGUGCGUAGCUAUAUGCUGGCCUUUACCUUUAAAGGCCUAUGACGACGUACUGUAAAUUGUCAACGUCUGGCGUUGCUGCCUUUAAAAAACAUGAAUAAAACAAAACUUCGCUGUUGUUGCGCUGAUGCCCCCUCCUCCACAACGCUUGCUGCCCCAACUAACUAAACCCACGAGAGCUAUUUAUUUUUAGUGCAAUAAUUAAUAUCUAAAUAAAUUUGAUUAAAAAAAAUAUUUAAGAGAAUUUAAUGUGAUUUUAUUUUUCAUAUGCAGAAUUUAAUAUUCAAUGAAAUUGACAAAUAAUUGUAAAAACAAAGAAAUAAAAUGUUGCCGUCGGUAAAUGCAUGCCCAUGGAAGAAAAUGUGUGAAAUUAUGCCGAAGAAACGGAUUAGCUGUUAAUUGAAAUUUUGGGACUUUAUGGAAAUUCCAUAGCAUCUCGAAAAAAACAUCAAAAUAUUUUAACGUUUAAAUUUCCACCAUGUGUUCGAUCUUCCACAAUCGUAUUAAUUAUCGUGGUGGUGGAACGGCGAACAACACGAAUAGUUCCCCCGGGAGUCCGCCAACCCUUACCAAAGAUUUAGAUCCGGAUAGCAAUAACAAUGAUAAUGAUAGCAAUAUAAUGUCGGGCAAAAGUGAAACCCCAACAGAUGAACGUGAGGAUGAGCCCAAGAGUCCUCGUAGCCCCUUGGUGGGGAAUCAAAAUUCUAAGGGGAAUAAUGAAGAAAUGGCUGAGGAACAGGAGGAAGAAGAGGAGACCAGCAAUGGUGUCUCCGAUCAUCCAAGUAAAGAAGAAGCUUUAGAUUUGUCGGUAUUGCCAAAUGGCCUGGCCUCAAAGGGCCAUGUGGCAUUGGAAGCGUUGCAACAUACCAAAGUAGCUGUGGCUCAAUUUGCUGCCUCCGCCCUGGCCAAUUCUCAAUAUUUUGGUGAUAAUCCUACUCCCGAUCUGGCAGCUAUAUUACAGCGGCAACAUUUAAUGCAAUUACAGUUUAUACAACAUUUACAAAGUCAAUUGAAACGCCGUGAUAGGCAAGGUGUGGAGGAUGAAGAAGAUCUGGACGAGGAAGAAGGUGAGGUGGAACAGGAGGAGGAAUCACAUCAAGAGGUGGUAAGGAGACAUAAGGACAAUGCCAGCAGAGAGAAGGAUAAUGAAAAUUCCUGGCUAGAAAAUGUGCAAAUAGAUUUGACUCAGAGCAACAGGACGAGAAGAAAUUCUGCAGAAGAAAUCGAACGGAGCCAUUCACCAAAAACUAUCAAGGACACAGAAAGCAGCAAGACUGAUCAUGAAUUUUCGAAAAAUUCCAAGGAUAAAGAUAAAGUGCAAUCACCCCAUUAUCAGCCCUUGUUGAGCGGCAUUAGCUCAUCAUUGGCCUCGACCAUCAUUACCGACCAUGAUCCCAUACCCCCGCCCAGUGAAACGAAUUGCCUGGAAAUGCUACAGCGUAGAACUGAAGAGGUCCUCGAUUCGGCUUCCCAGAGUCUACAUGCCUCCCAAAUGCAAGAUGAAUAUGAAUACAUGCAAAAGGAUGGUCAGGGAAGGGGAGAGAUAUUCAAACAUCGUUGUAAAUAUUGUGGUAAGAUUUUCGGCUCCUUCUCGGCCCUCCAGAUACAUUUGAGGUCACACACAGGCGAACGGCCAUUUGUGUGUAAUGUGUGUGGCAGUAAAUUCACCACCAAAGGAAAUCUGAAGGUUCAUUAUCAAAGACACACCCAAAUAUACCCGCCCAUUUUAAUGCCACCCGGUGUGGGACCACCUCUGGAUAUGCCACCCACAAUCAAUGCUCAACCACCAGCGCCUCACUCCCAUCCCCAUUCCCAUCAUCCGCCGCCCCCUCCUCCUCCACCACCUCCAUCUGGUCUCUUGGGCAUGCCAAUUCGUUUGCCCCUGCCCUUUGAGAAAUCUCAGGUGAAGGAAACGAAUGAAAACGAAGGAAGAAGGAAAACUCCUGAAGAAACCAAAGAAAUCGCUGUGGAAGACGAAGAAGAAGAACCGAAAGAAUCUCCCAGAGACUUAACAUCGGCAAGUUGCAAAUCAAACAAUGAGCACCCCGAAGAUCUUAGCAAACCACCCAGCCGGGAUGAAGAGCCAAAACCCAAACCUUUGGUAAGGGUGAAAACCCCACAAGCUUUAAUGGAACCUACAGGCAUAGAACAACAGCAGCAGCAGCAGGAGUCGCAGAAAAUCAUCGACAAAACUGAACGACCUCUGGCAUCAGUAACCCCAAAACGUAAUAGCUCACAUAGGAAACGCAAUUCGAACAGCUCAACACCUCCCCAAGAAUUUAGAAAAAGUUUUCCUGGCAAUGGCAUAGGAGAUAGCGCCGCCGUCGACGACCAUGCUCUAUCCAAACAUUUUCGGCGGUCUUCUUCCCUGAGUCGUAACAGCAGCCUGGAACACCUAACCGGCGAUUUUUGUCAAGUAGAAACAUAUGUCGACAAAUCAUGGGAAGAUCUAAUCGAAAUCGAUACCACUUCGGAAACCUCAAAGCUCCAGCAAUUGGUCGACAACAUUGAAAAUAAACUCACAGAUCCCAAUCAAUGUAUAUUCUGCCAAAAGGUCAUGUCCUGUCGUAGCUCCCUGCAAAUGCAUAUUCGAACACAUACGGGUGAGCGACCCUUUCGCUGUAAGAUAUGUGGUCGAGCCUUUGCCACGAAGGGCAAUCUUAAGGCUCACAUGAGUAUUCACAAAAUUAAACCUCCAAUGCGUUCGCAGUUCAAGUGUCCCGUGUGUCAUCAGAAAUUCUCUAAUGGAAUAAUACUACAACAACACAUACGUAUCCAUACCAUAGAUGAUGGGUCGGGUGGAGGUCCACAAAUUGCUGGCGCCUCCAGUGAAAUGGCUGCCGCAAUUGCUGAACACAAUCAACGUAUACGUGCCCACAUGGAGGCGGCCAUAUUGGAAGAUCAAAAUUCCAACAAAUCACUGGGCAACUCGGAGACAUUUGAUUUCUCCACAACAUCUGAAUAUUCUGGUCAACGUUCGGAAUCGUCGCAGGGUGAUUUCGAUGAAUACAUGACCAUGGAGAGUACCGAUGAUUCAAGGGAAAACACCUUAUCGUUAACGCCGUUGGAUAAACGUCAAUUUGAAGAUGCCGAUGAAAAGGGCGAGAGUGUUGGAGGUGGUGGCCCAGAUACCAUGGAAUCUGGUCUAUCUCAAGCCAUGGAUUUGACAGCCCGUAACGGCACCUCUCAGCACACGCAAAGAGCUCUGGAUCAUCUGCCACAUUUGAUGGGUAUGCCGCCGAAUAUUUGGCUGAUGGCUGCCGCACGCGAAGAAAUACAAAAUCUCGGAAAUCAGGGAAAAUUUCCAUUGUUACCAUUUGGACCAUUAGGAUUUAUGGGUUUGCCACCACAAGCUCAUAUUUGCCAAUUGUGCUUUAAAUUGUUUCCGAAUCCAACGGCUUUGGAAACGCAUUUUCAAACGGAACAUACCAAAGAGGCUGCAAACCGAAGUACUCCACAUUCUUCGGGUAGCGGUGGAGGUGGUGCCAGCAGUAGUAAUGUGGCAUCGAUUGAGACGGACACUUCAAAUGUUGCCGAUAACGGUCAUGUGGUUACGGCGGAGGACAAGAAUGUCAAUGCGGCUGCCAUCAGCAAUAAAGACAACAGCUGUGAUGCAUCUGAUGCAGCGGAAGCGCCUUUAUAUGACAACAAGUCUUCGAUGAAUCAAAUACUCUUUGAAAAAUAUCAGCAACAUGCAUCGGAACAGCUUCAUAGAGAAUCCCAGAAAUCACCCUUUGAACGCAGGACUAGAAUUAGCAAUGACGAAGAUGAGAGCAGACGAGAAACACCCCAUAAAGCAUCCUCUGAUUGCGAGGAAAUUGGACAGCAUAUCAAAACCGAACCUAUGGCCGAUGAACCUGAAGAUGUGACAAAAUCACGAGCAGAAAUAGAAGAGGCCGAUGAAGAUGAUGCUUAUCGGGAGGCAACAUCUUCGCCACCCAGUCAUACAAGUUACUCUUUCCAUUCGGCUGGUGCUAUGGCGAUGGGAGGUUUAUUGCCACCACCGCUGGCCACCGCAUCAUCGGAUGCCUCGGAACAUUCGCUGAUGAAAAUGCAAAUGCUAACCACAAUUCCUCAUCAAUUUUCGAAUUCCCAUUCGACAUCGAUGUUGCAACACCAACAACAACACAACCACCACUUAGAAGCUCAUCGUUUUCCUGCAACACCAUUGGAUUUCCAGCAGGCCCUCAUGUCGGUGGGUCCACCAACAUCCAGUCUGGAUCCGCCAGUGAAUAAUAAACAUUUCUGUCAUAUUUGUCGAAGGAAUUUCAGUUCCAGUUCUGCUCUACAAAUACACAUGCGUACGCAUACGGGCGACAAGCCGUUUCAGUGUAAUGUGUGUCAGAAGGCUUUCACCACAAAAGGCAAUUUAAAGGUUCAUAUGGGCACCCACAUGUGGACAAAUCCAACAUCCCGCCGUGGACGUCGGAUGUCUUUGGAAUUGCCCAUACAUCGACCGGGCGGUAGUAUGCCACCAGAAUCGGAAUUUCUACCCCGAAGACCGGAUAUAUUUUUUCCAUAUUUACCACCGUUUUUCAAUGGUCUACCACCAAAGCCCGGUGAUUUGAAUUCAACACCUCCAUUCCCGCCCCACAUAAAUCCGCCUCAUUUGCCAAAUGGCACAAACGCCGGGCCACCAAAAUAUCCACCACCUGGCUUACCGCUGGGAUUUCCACCAUUCCUACAACCUCCCUAUGGCUUCAAUCCCAUGCUGAAUCAGGCUCACUUGGAGCGACAAAAUAAUGCAAAAACCCCGCAAAAUCAAGAUGAGGACACCACCUCAAUUGAACCAAAGAAUUUACAGCAGCAGCAUAGCAGCGGCAGUAGUAGUCGAGCAACAUCUCCACAACUGUAUCUACAUCAGCAUCAACACUCGCUGAGAACCUCACCAAUGGAGAAAGAAGAUGCGAUGACGUCAUCGACAUCCAGUUCACUCUGGAAUCCAAUGAUAAAAAUUAAAACUGAAAACAAUCAAAAUGAUAUUAAUCAUCUGCAGGAUCAUAACAGUGAGUCAUCUAAUCAGGAUUAGUUUCAUGAAAUGGUCCCAAGAAUUUGAAAUUAAAAUGGAAAUAAAAAUGGGAUAACCAAAAUAUCUACAACAUAAACUUAGUGACUUUAAGAGAAUCUAUCUAUACAUGCAGACACACACACGCAUUCACACACACACAAACACAUAUAUGAUAUAUAUGAGAAAAAGAAAUGAUUGAAAAUCAUGGUUUUUAAGGAGUACAUAUCUUAAAGCUAACAGUCUUUUUUCUCCUCCUCCUCUUCGGAGAGGAGAUAAUAUUUUUUCUAGGCUUAAAAUCACUUAGUACUAGAGAUAAAAGUAAUGAAAAUGCAGACUAACACACACACACACAUGCCCACACAGAUAAUUAGUUUUAGUUAUUUUAGCAUAUAACCUAUACAUACUUACACCUAAUUAUAUUCUUACAAACAAAAGCGAUACGAGCAGCAGUAUAAUAAUGAGGGGAAAAAAUUGAUUGGUAUUUUUAUUUCAAAAUCACACACACUCACACAUGCAACAAGGAUGCAUUGCAAAGAAAUGAAAUUGCAUUUUAGCUUUUAAGCUGUAAAAAGUCGUUCGUUUUUAAGUUUAAAUUGUAGUGGCUAAAUAUAUCUGAAUGGCCUGAGGAAUGAUUAAAAUAUUAAAAAUAGGAAUAAUAUGGAAGUACUUAUAAAUAUAAUAUAAAAUAUUAUAUAUAUGGCCGUAAUAAUAUAACAAAACAAAAAAAAAUCAUAAAACAAAAUUAUAGUAAAACCUGUGGUAGUUGCAUAUGAAAUUAAAUUAUAAA